AUGAAGACGACAACAGUACUGGUGGCUGUCGCUGCCGUAGCUGCAACGAAUGUUGUAGCUGACGACUCAAUCCUCAAUCAAGCAAGCGAUGCCUACUCUUCGGCACUGGGUGCAGCCUCGUCGAACCUCGAAAAAGCAAAGAGCAUCAUCUCAGAACAGAUAUCUGGUACACCGAAACCCAUUCAUGAGGAGAUGCUAUCUUCGGCAGAUAGCGCUUACUCUGGAGCCGUGGCUGCUGCUUCGUCUCGAAUGUAUGCCGCGGCGGCAUCACUAUCCUCAAUCUCGAACUCGGCAUUCCCGUCACAGGGUUCGUACGAUUCCGUCUCCUCGGCCGCUUCGGCCAACUACCAAAGUGCGCUUGCUGCUGCGUCGAGUCGUUAUGCUAGUGCAAAAGUUGCUGCUGGGGCGACUCCCACCCCAGCGGCCCAGAAAUACCUUGAUGAUGCACGGAGGUCAUACUACGAGGCUGUUGGGUACGCCUAUGGCCAGUAUGACGAAUACCUUGCUUCAGCCAGUUCCGUGAUAUAUGGGACACCUACUGGAACUGUGGAAAGUGCCACAUCGGCUGCUGCUGAGAACUGGGCCUCUCUAGUGGCUGCAGCCAGCGAGAGAAUAUAUGGCACUCCUACUCCUGUGUACCAAGCCUAUGCUUCCCAAGUCACCGACUCCGCUAAUGCUCAGUACUCCGCCGUUCAGGCUUAUCUGUCCGAGCUCGUCUCGGGUAAAGAGCCUAGCUACACCGAAUCAGUCUACUCCCGUUUCUCCUCUGCCUACUACACCAACGAAUACGCCUCGAGUGCCUCAAGUAUUGCAUCUGAAGCAUAUGCUAGUGCCACCUCAGUUGCCUCCUCAGUCUCUUCUGCUUUCAGCUCCUACUUUGCUCCACCCGAGGCAACAGCAGCCCUUGACAAGUUUACAGAGAGCCUGAACAGUGCAGUCGAUGCUGCCAGCAGGAGUUUCUAUGGCACCGAGCCAAGCUAUUAUGAACAAGCCUCCUCGGCAGCUGCAGAUGCUGCGUCAAGCGUCAGCUCAGCUGUCUAUGGUACUAGCACUGGGUAUGCUGAGGCCGCGACAUCAUCAAUGAGUGAUGCUUUCGCUGAAGCUCAAGCUGCCAUCUCUUCUGCGGUCUAUGGAACCUCUACCGGUACUGUGGAGUCCGGAGCAAGCGCUAUCUCCUCGUAUGUUGCCGAUAGUGUUAGCAGUGCUUCGGACGUUGCUGCUAGCGUUGCUGAAGAGGUACAGGCCAGGGUCAGCGCCGCAAUUUAUGGUCCAGAGGUGACACAGGGAGCAAUUGAAAGCAUGAACAGCCGUAUGAGUGAGGCAAUUGCCAGUGCAUCGAGCAGACUCGCCGAGUUCGGCGAAACAGUCAGCAAGAGUGCCUCUGAUGCCGCGAGCUCGGUGAGCAGUGCUGUACAGAGUGUCAGGGACGAAUUGUAA
Molecule: messenger RNA, 1437 nt
Organism: Lithohypha guttulata
Lineage: Eukaryota; Fungi; Ascomycota; Eurotiomycetes; Chaetothyriales; Trichomeriaceae
Exons: 2
Coding region: 1-1437 (478 amino acids)
Source: RefSeq, a predicted model, not a curated record